This is a messenger RNA of Fusarium subglutinans, 3564 nucleotides long. RefSeq names its product fungal transcriptional regulatory. Gene Ontology annotation, biological process: regulation of DNA-templated transcription. Gene Ontology annotation, cellular component: nucleus. Gene Ontology annotation, molecular function: DNA-binding transcription factor activity, RNA polymerase II-specific; transcription cis-regulatory region binding. The coding region runs from base 1 to 3564 and encodes 1187 amino acids. The record is from RefSeq and is a predicted model, not a curated record. The transcript is spliced from 17 exons. NCBI's taxonomy places the organism in Eukaryota, Fungi, Ascomycota, Sordariomycetes, Hypocreales, Nectriaceae.
AUGUGCUUAUUCAAUCUCUUCUCAAAAGACAAAGACGAAAAGGACAAUCUACCGCCUCCACGGCCAACAAGUCUUGGGCGCAGAACACCAGAAGCUACAUCAAGACUCCAAGGGAGCAAAUUCGACGGCAGUCCCAGACCAUCAGGCGAUAAAGACAAGUACGGUUACGGAGUCGGCUACAGCUCUGGCAAUGGAUCGUUAGGCGUCGGUGGACCGCAUGGCGGCUUGUACGGUGGUGUCAACGGCGGUGUUUAUUUUGGCGUUAGUGGAGGACCAAAUGGAGGUGUUAACGGGGGAGUUUAUGGUGGUGUUUCGGGGACAACGCAUGGUGGCGGGUUGGCGCCGGCUGGAGGCACUCUUCCAUCCGACACUAUGGAUUGGGAAGAGUUCCACGACUGGCUUCUAUGUCUAAUGGGGGCAAUUACCGGUCCUUCAAAGGAGAGUGAGUGGACGCUGGAGGAUAUCUAUAUGAGCCAUGGCGACAGACUUAGAUACGUCGCCAUGUCUAACGAGGAGUCCACCCCCAACGACACAGAGAUUACCGAAAUGGAUGCUCCAGCUGAAAAGGUGCAGCAGCAUCAGGUUGCAUGCUUUAGCUGCCGUGCAUCGAGGCAGAAGUGCGAUCGCCAGGAUCCUUGCAAACCAGACAGCGUAGAGAAGCUGCUCGCUCGCAUUGAAGAAAGCGGUGCUCGCGAGGAAGUCCUCACAGCUCUUUUGGGACAAACCCUCCCCAGUCCAAAUACAACAGUGUCUAUAAGAGGAACGCCGUGGACACAUAGACAGGGUACUGAUUCAGCGCCUGACUAUGGCCACGAUACGAGUCAAUCGUCGCGUUCUGUCACUCAUCGGCGUUCUGUCAGUUAUGACGAGAGCGAUGAUGCAGAUGGUUUGGUGUCCCCCAUAACUAUGGUCACCGCUGCUAUCUCUAUGAGUUCCUCUGCAGCUUGUGACAGACUUAGAUCUCAGAUGCCGAUGCAGCCGGGUAUGCGUGAGGCCAUCAUGGCACCAAUAAAAGAAAGGCUCGCCCUGUAUUUUGCUUCACAUAGAGCACAGCAAAAAGAUUGGGAGGUUCUGGCAACUCAAGCUGUUGACUCCCCAUUCAAGUUAGAGAGAGACACUUGCGAUCCUCUUGCUUCAAGACUGAUCGAUGACAACGACGCUUCAUUAUACUUCCAACUAUUCUUCCAGAUUCGCCAUCCUCUGAUCGGCCUUCUCGACGCCACAUUACAUACCCGCGAGUAUGUCUACGGAUGCUCAUUCACUUUAUUCUCCGUCAUCUGCGCACUUGGAUGUGCUGUCUCAGCACGUCCUCGCGACCGAGCCAUAUAUCCAGUUCUAUCAUCAUUAGCCAGCGGAAAUAUCAGGUGGUGUAUCGCCGCCUCGGUGAAAUCCCUCUCAACUAUCCAAGCCAUUAUCGCCUACCAAUACUGGGCCCCUCUCUCUGCAAGGCAAGCAGAUGAUCCAUACUGGCUAACACUAAGCCAUGCUGUUCAGCUAGCCAAAGAGAUGGGAAUUAACAGAUCAGACGUUGUGAAAGAAUAUGUCAAUGCGGAAUUUCCGAAUGCUUCCCCAGAGCUGACCGACAGGUAUUCCAGAAACUAUGAAAGAGCGUGGCUGUACACCUUUAUCGUAGAUAAAGGCUUCGGGGCCCUCAAUGGUCGUUUGCAGUGUAUGAGCUGGAGGGCAGUACCUCGUACUGCAGUAGAUUGGUGGAAAUCACCUAUGGCAGAACCAACAGACCGUAUCAUCAGUGGAGUCAUCGAGAUUAGGGGGUUAUUGCUCCAGGCAAUGGAGAAACGUAGACAUAUAGUCUCGUCACCAGCUUCCAUCCUAGAGUGGCACAAAGAAGCUUACGAGCGCCUAACCCGCGUUCGCAACGAACGCUGUCAAUCCGAUGACCUACCAUCUUCGAAAUAUCUCCCUAUCCUAGCUUUCUAUAUGGAUCACAGUAUCCUGGUCUUUAAUGCUCAGGCAUUGCGAGAUUUGACCGCCUCUGAAGAUAGUGCUGCAGCAUCUGCACUUUUGAUUAUUCAGAGGAAGAGCAUUGAAGUUGCUGGUCGUAUCUUUGACCAUUUGGUAACAGACAAAACUAUAAACGACGUCUCAGUUGGCUUUCAGAAUAACCAGUUCAUUAUGAUCUGCCACGCUAUGACUGAGGUACUGCGGGCAGUAAAGAAAGGCGGCAUCACUACAGAAGAAACAGCCGCUGCUGCAGAAAAGGUCAUCAGUAUUAUUCCAUUCUUCGACCGCGUGGUACAACAUCUCCCAGCAUCAUCAUCUGCCCAUCUUUACUAUGAUCUUGCUCGUUUCUUUGCAUGCCAGAUCGACUCUUUGCUUGCGGCGCCUGAUCCACAAGCUUCGCGAGAAACGAUUGAUCAAGGAAUGUUUACGGAUGAGUGGUUCAAAUCUGUUGAUUCAGGCGUGCCGGAUGUUGCGACAUAUAUAGAUAUGGGUUCCAUCUUCGUUUUCGACCUAUCAGUGUCCUGCGAUGCCGGGGAUGCCGUAGUCCAGCCUCCCAAUCCACUCGAGUUCGCAAAGAACAUCGCCGCACUCAAAAUGGUCGCGAUCGGAAUUAGGUAUUACAAACUCCGCAAUGCCGGUAUCGCCUGCAUUAUCUGGCCACAGCUCAGAAAGGAGGGCAACCCUGGCGAAACAGUCUGGGACGGAAGGAAGAAGGACGAGUCCAAGUACAGAUUGCCUAUCAAUACAUCUGUUACAGUGGACCUUUCAUCGACAGGUAUAUCUACUGACACCAAGUUCUUCUUAUCUGAGAACACCCUGUUUGGUACAGACAUGUGGGACUCAAGCCAGUCGUUCUUCUAUGAUCCCAAUUCCAACGUCACUGCUUGUGCAACCAAGUGGGGAGGAGCCAACAAUGGAACUAAUUGGGCGGCAAAAACCAACCCAAAGGCGAUCCUGGCUGGCACGGGACUUAUGCUGGCUUUCCUCAUCGCCAGGAUAUGUGCCGUUCGCAAGGAGACGAUGACCCUACCCAAUGGUACUAUUGUGACUACCUGGGACCUUGGGCCAGCUCCGCGGAAUGGACAUGAAGUUGUUCUAGGAAAGGUCGUGAAGGACUGGAACGCGAUACUGCAUAAAGCGAAAGAAACUCAAACCAUCAACGGAGGAAUCACCGACAAGAAUCAUACGAAAUCGAAUCUCAAGAGGCUUAUCGCCCAGCCUUUUCCUUUUAAAUCGCUCCCCUCUUCUCCUGGUGCCGAGGCCAUUUCUUGCGCACCUCUCAAGCUAUCGAUCUUCCACUGUCUUACCCCAAGUGCGCUAAACGUCGACGGAGCAGCCAUAGCUAUUCAAAGACAACUCAACGCCGAGGCCAGAUUCUCAAAGCCUGUGACUUCGACGAGGACGGGUGAUAUGUUGACCCAAAAGACACCGGCUGACAAACCCCCGACCAGUGCAAAUGUCAGGAGCACGCCAAAUGACUUUGCGUUGAUCCAUAUCGCAAAUGUCAAGAUUCCGGUGAUGAAUGACAUGAUGAAGCCGAACAUGAAGAAUGCUGGAAUCAUCGAUGCUUGUGGCGAUGAGAGUCCAACAACAUUUGCGUAA